Molecule: messenger RNA, 18929 nt
Organism: Anopheles merus
Lineage: Eukaryota; Metazoa; Arthropoda; Insecta; Diptera; Culicidae
Gene: HERC2
Product: probable E3 ubiquitin-protein ligase HERC2
Exons: 11
Coding region: 636-16247 (5203 amino acids)
Biological process (GO): protein ubiquitination
Cellular component (GO): membrane; cytoplasm
Molecular function (GO): ubiquitin protein ligase activity; metal ion binding
Source: RefSeq, a predicted model, not a curated record
GACAGCUCGGUUGUCAAACGGUCAGGCAGUUGUGAAGAAAAUUUUGCCCGAGAGAAAGCAACCAACGUCCACCAAAACGAUUCUGUCCUGUGGCGGGGUGUGGAAAAUUGCUUGUUUUUCCUCCCACCAGCCCACAUUGCUGCUCAUUUGCGGUUGAGACGGGCAGCGCUUUUUAGCAAGUUACUCCGUGGAAAAAGAUGGCAAUCGAAGCAACAAUCGUCCAAGUGCACCGUUCCAUCGCUUUGGCCAGUGUUUAAUUGAUCUAUUGCGAGGGCAUACACAUACAUACGCACGUACGUGAACACACAAAUCGAGUUUUCCGUUUUCCACGGGUGUGUGCAUAAUUACCAGCCCCUAUCUCGCUCGGUUCCCUUCCAAUUCCCCCCACUCCCGGUGGAGGUAUGUGCUAACGUGUGUGUGUGUGUGUUUGUGUGAGAGUAGUGCGCGGUGUAAAUGCAUAGUUGUGUGAAGCCGUGCGCAACGUUGUUGCAAACAUAGGUUUUCUUCGCAUCGCUUCGAUUCGCCUCUUUUCACCACCCCAUUUAACAACAUUCCCGAGUAGUAGAGGGUGGGUGGGUGGUUGAGAGGCGCUUGGUGCAUUAUAGUACACGCAGCAAAGCAUCUCUCUAUGGAACAUGAUGAACUCCAUCAGCGGAUCGGGUGCAGUGGCGGCGGCGGCGGCGGCAGGGCCGACCGCAGCUCCAACGGCAACGGCAGCACCACCGACGGCGGCGACGACUACAACGACGGCGGCGGCGGCGGCACCAACAACCGCUACGUCAGCGUCGGUCACCCCUUCGUCCGGCGGCGGACAGGGGGAGCUCUACUUCCGGCCGCUGCCCUACUUAAGCUUCAAGUGGAUCAAGGCGGACGUGGGCAGCGCGCUCCGUAAUGCGGACGAUCUGGCCAACCUGUGGAACCACCUCAUCCAGGACGAGGAGGUGACGACGGAGCGGGUGCAGACGGCCGUGAACGGGCUGGGCGAGCUGGUCUACCUGCGCCCGGACGGUCGCUACUACUGCGGCAACGUGGCCAUACUGUGCGACUGCUGCAAGGGCGUGUGCUCGGCCGUGUCCAAGUGCAUCUGUCCGACCUGCGAAGAGCUGGGCGUGCAGGAGGGUGCCGGCGGCGGUAGUGAUCCGUCGUCCGGCGCAGCCGCCGGCAGCAACGGAGCGAACGGCCGUAAAGCGCAGACACAGAACCACACACAGUCGUCGCCGGCCGAUCAACCCGCCAGCGCUGCCGCCGCCGCCGGUGACAGUUCCGCCAGCUCCGUCCUGCUCGACUCGUGGCUGUGGAGCCCUGUGCCUGGCACGGAGGAUAAGAAGGAAUGCAUCAAGAAGCUGAUCGGCGAACAAAGGGAAAUAUGCUUGCAGGCGGCCGGCAACUGCCUGUCCGCGAACCGCACCCGCCAGCUGCUGUUCGUGUACCGGCGCUACUUUAUUGCACUGCAGGAGAUGGGCAUGCAUCGCGAGACGGAGGAAAAGCAGCACGCGACCGAGCUGGCGACGAGCGAGUGCGAUGCGGCAAAGCUGAGCAAAAACUCCAGCUUGGAUCGUACUGCCGGCACGGCCAAAGACUCCGACAAGGCAACGUUCGGGCUGGCCCGUGUGGGGACGCGGGCGGCGCUCAAUUUCUCCUUUGCCUUUCUGCGCCGCGCCUGGCGCUCGGGCGAAGACGUCGAGCUGUGCAGCGAGCUGCUGUCGGAGGCGCUGGAAGCGCUGCAAUCCCUCCCGGAAGCGUCCCUCUUCGACACGUCCCAAAUGUCGACGCUCUGGAUCGAGGUGGUGGAAAAGUCGAUCAAGUUCCUGCGCCAGGUCGUGCUGGGCGAUGUGAUGGGCGGCCGGUGUCUCGUGCCGAAGGCGGACCGGCACAUUGCACUCAAUCUGCUGCUCGAGCUGGGCGCCCAGAAGGGCACGCUCGGAGGUUCGCUCGAGGGCGUCUCGCUGCUCCUGACCCUCCACGAAAAGGACCACCAGUCGGACGACAAUCGCAGUCCGGCGCAGAACUCGGGCGCCCCGCUAGUGCCGCUCCUGCACCGAUACGAGCAGAUCGAAAGCUUCGGCUCGUUUGCCACCUCCGAUUCGUUCCACUUCGGGCCGACCGAAUCGUUCCUGCGCUUUCUCGCCCUGCCCGACAACGAGACGACCUGCGUCGAUCUCAAGCUGGCCGCUGUCAUCAUCAUCAGCCAUCUGGACCGGCUGGCAAAACCGCACCUGCCCGCCGGCAACUGCUCGACCAAGGGUGCGAGCAAGUACGCCAAUGCGCCGAAAAUAUUCACCCUCGGCUGGAGUGCCUGUGCGCCGGAGCUGUACGGUUUUACCGCGACCGAAGCGAUACGGACGGGGUGUGCGGAUUUCGACGCGAUGGUAACGUCGGUGACGGCCCCGGGGAGUAUCGAUGGGGCGAUGCCCCGCUACUCGACCGCCACCAUUGAUCUGCUGCUCGAUCAGGUGCGCCAGAUUGUGUGUGCGGAAAACUGUGUGUACAUUCUGACCGACAGUGGCACGGUGCUGUAUCUGUCGCAUGCAAUCUCCAUGACGGAGGACAACUAUCCGGCGCAGGUGAAGGGGCUGGAGUGUACGAUCGUUCAGCUGGCGGCGCAUUGCGAAGGACGGCACGUGCUCGCGCUGGCAAGCAGCGGGGAUGUGUACUCGUGGGGCAGCGGCGACGGCGGUCGGCUCGGACAUGGUGACACGAGCGCGAAAGAGCUACCGACGCGCAUAGCGGCACUGGCCGACCGGCAGGUGACGGGCGUGUUCUGUGGCUCCUCGUACAGUGCGGCGAUUACGGCCAGCGGAGAGCUGUACACGUGGGGCCGUGGCACGUACGGUCGGCUUGGUCACGGCAACUCGGAGGACAAGUACGUGCCCACGCUCGUGACGGCGCUAAAGGCGCACCGGGUCGUACACGUGGCGCUCGGGUGUGGCGAUGCGCACUCGCUGUGCGUGACGGAGGCAGGGCUCGCGUUUGCCUGGGGCGACGGUGAUUUUGGCAAGCUGGGCAACGAAUCGUGCGUCGGCACUUCCGUCCCGGUGCAGGUCGAUCUGCCGCAGGCGUCGUGCGUCGUGAAGGUGUUCAGUGGCUCGCAGUUUAGUGUGGCGCUGACGCGCGAAGGAACGGUGUACACGUGGGGCAAGGGACACGGUGGUCGGCUCGGGCACGGCAAUUCGGAGCAUUCACCCGUCCCGAAGAUGGUGCAAGCACUGGAAGGCAAGAAGAUCGUCGACCUCGCGGUAGGACUGGCGCACUGCCUUGCUCUCACCGCGUCCGGCGAGCUGUACGGCUGGGGACGCAACGAUUUCCAGCAAAUCUGCCCGGAGUGUGUGACACGGGAUCCGAUUAUAACGGCGCCGAUUUUAACGACACCACCGACGCUUCGUGUCGCGGGGAUGGCGGCUGGAGUAGCGCAGAGCCUGUUCUGGUGUCACUCUUCGUCGCACGGCAUUCCGGCCAAAAUUCCGUUCGUGGUGGACCUGAGCGAACACACGUUCCGGCUGCUCGAUCAGCUGCUGUGCAUGGUAAGCGUGACUUCCUCGUCCGAUGCGUCCCGUCACCCGCCCAGCCAGGAGGCGGAAUGUAUUGCGGUGGCUACGCUGAACCUGCUGCGCCUGCAGCUGCACGCCAUGAUCGUGAACAACGUCCAUCCGCGCCAGGUCGGCUUGGUGGAGGGAUCGCGCCUGCUCGCGAGUCUGAAAACGCGCAUCCUCAGCCUGGCCGGAGGGCCUGUCGUGCUGAAAACGAUGCAGGAAGCCGCCCAGUGGACGCUACAGGUUGGCUGGAGUAUUAUACUGCCGACUGCAUCGGAACGAGCCCAAACUUUAACGUCCCUGCUGCCGGCUGGACACGACGGCGGUGCGACCAUCGGGUCAGCCGCUCAAACCAGUGCUGGACAUCGGUUCAUGACCGAUCUGCUCGUUGGUUCACUGAUGGCCGAGGGGGGUCUGCAGACGGCCCUCAAUCAAGCGAUCAAUCACCACCAGCAUCAGAACCCCUUCCAGGCCCAGGAACCACACGGAGCUGGGAGUGGAACGCAUCUCUCGCUGCUGCAUCUGCUUAAGCAGCUGUUACGGAACAACUCCAGCCUAACGCAGGCACGGCUCGGGCAGCUCAUGCUCGGACCGUACCUCAAACCGGACGAUGGCUUCUCCGCACCCGAGCCGACCUCCCCGAGCCUGGAUCUGCUGCACAAAUUCCAGCGGCUGCUCCUUUCGCACCUGUACGCGUCCAAAGCGGACGACCUGAGCGGUGCGGAAGCGCUGCUCUACACCUACAUCCAGCAGCUGGUCGGUCCGUGCGUGAACACACUCGCCAAGGCGUACGAAACGAUCCUCCAGGGCAAGGACGGCGUGACCGAGAUCCUGCGCAACGACAUCUCCGAUGCGCUGCUGUACGAGCUGCUGAUCGGGCUGGUGGUCAUCCAGCAGGACAAACCAUUCCUGCUGGCCAACUUCGACUGGAACCGGCACCUGAUACCGCUGCUGAACGCGCUGGACGGAUUCAACCGGCUCACGCAGGAGGGCGAACUGCAGGACACGGACGACAUGGGGUGGCCGGGAAUUGUGAGCCGCGGCGCGUCGAAAGCGAUGCCGGUGCAGGAGGAACCGGUGCUGAUCCGGCGCAGCGACAUCGACAAUCACGUGCGCGACGGCGGCUGCUGGGUCAUCAUCAACGGGAACGUGUACGACGUGAAGGACUACACGCCGGACAAUGCGCUCACGCAGGAGCUGCUGCAGGCGCACGCCGGCAAGGACAUUUCGCUUGAGAUCGGCAAUCCGCAGCACCGGACGGCGUUCGAGUUCAUUACCUCCUACCUGCGGGUGGGCCGGUACGCGGUUAGUGAAAUGUACGACAGCACCGCGAACCCGCGGCCGCUCGUGACGCUCACGCACUUCCAUUCGGAAUGCCUGCUGGCGUAUCUGCUCGGACAGCGGGCCAGUAUACUGCAGGUCGGGUCGCCCCUGCAGCCGGCCGAGCUGCAGUGUCGCAAUCUGCUGAACUCGCACGUGCUAAGCGGCGGGCUGCAGGUGCUGCAACCAUCGAACCCGUUCGACGAGGAAAAGGGCGAAGCGCGCAGCAGUGGCUCAACGGCCGGCAGCACGCCGACGGACGCGUCCGCUCAGCUGCCGAUCGUCGGGGGCGACGGUGUGCCAAUGAUGGGCAGCUGGCCGAUGGUGCUGAUUACGCAGCGGGUGGACACACUGCUGGCAAACCUGGGCGAGGGCAAGAUCACCGAUCCGCUGGUCGCGUCGUGGAUUGGCCUCUGCGAGCGGUACUGCAAGGAGCAUCAUCUCAUCUGGCACCAAGAGUUCCCACCGGAGCAUCCGGUGAUCGAGCUGGAACGGUUGCUGAUGGCGGUGCUGAUACGGCACCAGGCGCUGGGGCCGCUCGCGCUCGCCGUCAUCGAUCGGGAGCUGAGUGGGUCGGGCGCGAAACCACCGCCCCCGAUCGUUACCAUCAUACGCACGGUGCACCAGACGAAGUGGGCAAUCGUGAAGAUGCGCCAGCAGCUGAACCGCAGCUACAAGGAGGUUUGCGCGCCGAUGAUCGACAAGUGCCGCUUCCUGCUGUACGAAAUCCGGCCUUCGGUGAGCCUCGAGCAGCACGGGCUGGAGCGGCUACACAUACUGCACCGGCCGCCACGCUUUAAAGCGCUCGUGCGGCGCAUCAUUGCGGAGAUGCGGGCGGCCAAGCGGCAGCUGAAGCUGGCCUGCGCCAAACCGGAGGACAUUGUGAACGCUACCAUCCAAAGCCAGCUCAGCAGCGGCAAGAUCCAGUCGUACGAGAAUCUGAGCGGCUGUGGCAUCAACAAACAGCAGCAGCAGCAGCAACAUCUCGUGUCCGUCGCCGGUGUGGCACUUUCCACCGAAAAUCUAGUCAACGAAAGUCUCAUCAAGGUGGCCAGCCUGGAGAGUCUCAGCACGUCCGGCCACGUGCAUCGGCGCGCGUCCGUUGAUCGAUCCGCCUCACCGGUCAUCCUGCACCGUAGCAACAGCCCGGCACUGUCCAAGUUAGCCUCGUCCAAUGAAAAUCUGCUCGAUGCGGACGGGCCGCAGCCAGGGGACGGUACCAACACCAACACGGUCGGCGGUGGUGGAGGUGUCGCGGUGGACGUGACGGGCACACUGGAACCCGGCGACAAUGCAACGGUGGAAGGGAACGAGAAGAAAAUUACCUUUACCAACGAUGAGCAGAUUAAAACGCCCACAAACGAAAUGAUCGAAUUUCACGGCACGGCGGGAGGGAAGGCGACCAAAACGGCGUUCCCGCAGGAUGGGGACGAUUUCCUGAACAACGUGAUCGCAAACCUGAGCGACAAGUGUCUGCUCGAGUCGUACCCGGUGGAGUUUAAAACCGGCAUCAGCCAGCAGGUGGUCGAUUUCAUCCUGCACGACCAGUGCGACGUGGAAACGCUGCGCCGCGCCAUGUACUGCCAGAUCCAGCGCUACCAGCUGCGCAAGCAGGGGCUGGAGAUGUUCCACGAGCUGUUGCGCAUCGCUGGGCUGUUCGAUGCGGUGCAGUACAAUCUGUUUAACGGAUUUCUCGGUCUGCAUUUGGGGCACGGUUGUGUGCGAAACCAAGCGAUGGGUAGCAAUGGGGAAAGUGUGCCUCAUGUGCAGCAGCAACAGCGCGAGUCGGAGCACGUGCUGGACAAUUUGAACAUGAUCACGGCGUACCAGAAGGCGGACAUACUGAUCGCGCAUGCCAAGAUCGUUGAGUGGGCGGUGCUGGAGCUGCAGAAGUACGUGAAUCAGGAUAAAAUUAAUGGCCGCCAUCGGACGCAUGGUGAGAAGGAUAAUUCGAACCUGGGCACGUACGUGUUUCUGAAGAAGCUGCCCCGGGCUCGGUUUUUGCUGAGCAUUUUUGGCAUCCUGUCGCGCACGUACGAAGCGAACGAGCUGAGUCUGCUAAUUAAUGCGGGCAUACUGGGAAGCAUUAUGGGGCUGCUGCGACAAACGGGCGCUGAUAUGCCGACCAGCAAAAACACCUCCGACACGUCGGUCAUUUACGAGGAUGUUGUGACAAAUUUGAAAUCUUCAAAGGAAGGGCUUUCCGGACCGGAACUUUCCAAAUUCAUGAAGGUGGGAACAAGGAUUGCACGCGGCGCAGACUGGAAGUGGGGCGAGCAGGACGGCCCCGGCGGUGAGGGGCGUAUUAUCAGCGAAAUUGGAGAAGAUGGCUGGGUGCGCGUAGAGUGGGACAAUGGAUCCACCAACUCGUACCGGAUGGGCAAGGAGGGCAAGUACGAUCUCCGGCUGGCGGACAGUGCACUGAAGGCGCUCUCCCCCGACAAGGACAGCGAGCGGGAAGACUUCAUCGAUCACGCACUGAGCCACGAAUCGCACCCGACCAAGCUGCUGCGCAACGUGUGCAUCAAAACGCUCCAGAUGCUGUUCGCGUCGGUCGGGCUGCACGCGGAAAGGAUGGAGCAGAACGCGCUCCGCACGGUCGCCUCGCUGUUCCGCAUGAUGCUGCAGCCGAACGAUUUCAAUCGCACCGGUACUACCAACGGACCGCCCGCACCGGGCACCAGCUGUUACAGUUUCGGGCUCGAGCAGUGGACCGUGCUUGGGUUUUUGCGUGCAAUAUCGUUUACGCCGGCGCUGUCGCGCCAGCUGACCACGCCGCUGUGGAUAGAGCUUGCGUUUAAGAUACUGAACGCACCGAUCGCGAGCAAGAAGGACGUGUACAAGAAGCUGCACUGUCUGCGGCUGCUGCAGUCGACGCUGGUAAACUGGACGCAGGCGGAGAAGCAUCGCGUCGACAGCAUCAUCAGCCAGCUGUUCGAUGUGCUGGGACGGAUUUCGCUUACCUGCCCGAACGAUUCGUCCCUGCUGGCCAGUGCGGUCGAUGCCAAGUCUCGCGUCCUGUACAGCGCCUCACACAGUGGCACUGUCGCGGAGGAGCUGGUCGUUUUGAUCCGCCGGCUGCACACGCUCCCACUGUGGAACGAAAGCAUCAACUCGUUCAUACAGCAGAAACUGUGCCUGACGGCGGACAUAUUCCUCGAGAACGAUUUGGACGGCAUUGGGGAGGGUGAGAAGCGUGCGAUCAUGGGUACGCUCGGCACGAUCGGAGGCUGCGACUCGCGGCCACGCAUCGGGCUGAACAUUACGCUCGACGGCGUGCGGGGCACGAUCUCGCGCAUGACCAAGAAGGGAAAGGUGGUGAUGAAUGUGCACGGUGCGGCGGAGACGAAAAAGAUUCCCAUCUUCAAGGUGGCCGAGUGUGCGGACGUGGGAGCGUUCAGCCUGUCCAAGGUGACCAUCAGCGAGAUGCUGCUCAACUCGUGGUCGGUGAUGUUUUACGGCAUUGGGCAGCUUGUUCCGCUGGGCGGAGGCGGUGGUGGUGGUGGUGGUGAUGGGUGUGCCAAUGCAGCGCUGCUCCAAAGCCAGCAGAUCAACUUUGCCACGCUGAAGGCGACGAAGGUGCUGUUCCGCAACCAGAGCCUACUGCGGCGCAUUCUGCGCCAACGAUCGCCGGGACUGACGAAGAGUGCCUCGCGGGACAGCGUUUCGUCCGAUCGCGACGGGGACAGUCCGGAGCCGGAUGAGGGGAAAACACGCUCGGAAUCGAACACAUCCGACGAGUCGCAAGCGUUCUACACGGCAGAGCUGUUGAUACAAACCAUCCUGCUGCGCGCUACGCAACCAAGCCCACUAAAAGCGUGCUACACGUACCAGGAGAUGGAGCUGGCGGCGCUAAACAUCUCGCAAAUGCUGGCCAGCCAUAUUCACUACUCGUCGGGGGAUGGUGCCGGGGGCCAGAUGGCGUCCAGUGGAUGUAACAAACGCCCGAUGGCGCUCGGUCAGCCCACCAUGAUACACGGUGUGCCGGUGUACAAUAACGAGUCGGCAUCACUUGGCGGCGAUGGUCAAGCGGUGCAAGCGAUGGGAUCGCUGGACAGCAACGCUACAAGCACACGCAGUGGUCGGACGCGCACAUCGAACGCGUUCAUUGCGCCGACGCCCCUGGUGGCGCAAAUCAUGGAGAUGGGCUUUACCCGCAAAUCGGUCGAGCUGGCGUACAAGAGCUUGAUGCAGCAGAACGAAAACGCUAACCCGACGGCGGAACAGAUCAUACAGUGGAUACUGGAGCAUCCGGAGCUGACCGCCAGCCUGGGGCUCGGCAGCGGCGGCAAGCAGGGCGAUGGCGAGCAGCACGAUCACGAUCUGCGCGGCCACAGCGACACGGAAAGCGUCAGCUCGGACACGAUGGACGGUGCCUCGUCGCAGCACGACUAUCAGCAGCAGCACCCGCAUCACGGCGGUGGCCCAGGCACGCUGUACAAAGCGCGCGAAGACUUCAAAUCGGCCGACCAGUACGCGAUGUACGUGCGGGGCAUCAUCUGCCCGGGCAUGCUGGUGCGCUGCUGCCAGGAGUUCGAGGAGAUACGCAAGGGUGACAUCGGCACGGUGGAGAAGGUGGAGCCGGAAGGGCUGCACGAUCUGAACGUGCGCGUCGACUGGCAGAUGCACGAUCGACCGUACUGGAUGUGCUUCGUGCAUCUGGAGAUGCUCGAGCCGCCGACGAUAUCGUCCGAUCCGGGCGGUUGCGGUGGCAUCAUGGUUGGGUCGCAGGUUCGUCUGCUGCGUGCGCACGUUUCGCGCCACCGGUUCCCGUCGCUGUCAGCACCGCGCGGCACAACGGGCGUGGUAAGCUCGCUGACCGGCAGCGAAGCGAUAGUGGAAUUCCCCCAGCAAACGCUGUGGAAGGGUAGCAUCAGCGAGCUGGAGCUGAUAUCGAACCCCACGACGUAUGGGACGGCGGGAGCCGGUGCGCUCUCCGCCAACGGUGCCGCCGGUGGCGGAGUGUUUGACAUCAUCGACGAUUGGUCGCGCUGCAUCCGUUCGCUGUCGGUUUCAUCCAACGAGGCGUCCGCCAAGUAUCUGCUGGACCGCAGCACCAACAACUACUGGCAGAGCGCUAGCACGGCGGUGCAGGGCAAGCACUGGAUACGGCUCGAGAUGCACGACCAGGUGCUGGUGCAGUCGCUGUCGAUCAUCGUCGAUCCGGACGAUUUCUCGCACAUGCCAUCGCUGGUGGUGAUGCGCGUCGGCGACGACAGCUUCUCCAUGACCGAUCUGCGCUGGGUGUCGAUCAAUCCGACCACCGUGACGAUGCCGCUGCUCACCGACUGCAAGCAGUACUACCGCUGGAUCGAGAUACGCAUCAAGCAGUGCCGCAACAAUGGCAUCCAGUGCCGGGUGCAUGGGCUGUCGAUUGUCGGCAAGCGGCGCCAGACGGACGUCGACAUGAUGCUGCAGAGUGCGGGCUUCCUGGCGUCGGAGAAUGAAACGAUCGCCGAACCGAGCUACUCGACCUCGUCGAACUACGCGGACGAGCCGGCCUCGCUGAACGACGAGGUGUCGUCGAAGGUGCUGGUGUGGGGGCUGAACGAUAAGGAGCAGCUCGGUGGACUGAAGGGCUCAAAGGUGAAGCUACCGACGUACUCGUCCGUGCUGAGCCAGCUGAAACCGAUCCACAUUGCGGGCGGAUCAAAGUCGCUGUUCAUCGUGUCGCAGGACGGAAAGCUGUAUGCUUGUGGCGAGGGUACGAAUGGGCGGCUGGGUCUGGGGCAUAACAACAAUGUUCCGACGCCCAAGCAAGUGCCGAUACUGAGCCAGUACGUGGUGAAGAAGGUGGCCGUCCAUUCGGGUGGCAAACACGCGAUGGCACUUACUCUGGACGGGAAGGUGUUUUCGUGGGGCGAAGGCGAGGACGGCAAGCUGGGACACGGCAAUCGGUUGACGCUGGAAAAGCCGAAGCUGAUUGAAACGCUGCGCACGAAGCGCAUUCGGGAUAUUGCGUGCGGAUCGAGCCACAGUGCCGCCAUCACCAGCUCGGGCGAGCUGUACACGUGGGGCCUGGGCGAGUAUGGACGGCUCGGGCACGGCGAUAACUGUACGCAGCUGAAGCCGAAGCUGGUGACUGCGCUGCAGGACCACCGUGUGGUGCAGGUGGCGUGCGGAAGCCGAGACGCGCAGACGCUCUGCCUGACGGAGGAUGGGUUGGUGUUUUCCUGGGGCGAUGGAGACUUUGGCAAGCUGGGAAGGGGCGGCUCCGAGGGCUGCUCCGUUCCGCACCAGGUCGACCGGCUGAACGGGGUUGGCGUGAUGCAGAUCGAGUGCGGGGCACAGUUCAGUCUGGCGCUUACGAAAGCCGGGGAGGUGUGGACGUGGGGCAAAGGCGAUUACUAUCGGCUGGGCCAUGGCACAGAUCAGCACGUGCGCAAACCGACCCCAAUUCAAGGGCUGCGUGGCAAGAAAGUCAUCCACGUGGCCGUCGGUGCGCUGCACUGUCUCGCCGUAACGGACAGCGGGCAGGUGUACGCGUGGGGCGACAAUGAUCACGGCCAGCAGGGAUCAGGGAACACGAUCGUCAACAAGAAGCCGAGCCUCGUGCUCGGGCUGGAUGGAAUCUUCGUGAAUCGGGUAGCGUGCGGCAGCUCACACUCGGUCGCCUGGAGUCUGCCCCAGAAUCAGACGGAAAAGGACAAGAAGGAACCGGUUCCGUUUGCCGUGGCGAAGGAUCCGCUCGGCAGCCACAGCUUGGGUAUUUACGCAUCCGAUACGGAGGCAACGACCUCGUCUCCGCUGCCCGUGCCGAGUGGUAGCAAGCAGCAGCGACCAUCGCUUUCGGAGAUUGUGCUCUCGCUUGAGACGGCCAGCGCAAGACAGGCGGCCCUGUCGCACAUUAUCAACGCGAUGAGCAUUCUGCAUGCCCGGUCGUGCAUUAUAGCGGCCCUUACCUGUCACUCGCAGGUGAGCGCCACGGACAAGAUGGCUACGUACGGGCAUGGUGGUGGCGAUACGAUGGUGCGUGCCGUUUCGCCCAUAUCGGAAGGGGACGAAACGGGCGCGAAGGCGACGGUCGCGGAGAGUACGCUGGCGCAGCAGAACGAAACGAUCGCGCACGGUGGAGGGGAAGGUCCGGCCGAUAUCGCGGGGCUGAAUGCCGUAACGACGAACGAAUUUCUUGACGGCGAUAUACCGAUCAUCUCCGGCAUGAAUAACACGCUCGGGGCGUACCGCAGUUUGACCGGAUCGCUCUCGCUGUCCGCCUCGAUAUCAAGUUGCAAUGCAACGCAGCGCCAGUCGAAGAUGUCGGCCAGUGCCAUGUCCGUUAUGGCGGCCACAAUGACGCAUCACGAUGAGAUUAUGAACGAAGCGAACGCUAGCAAUCUGGACGACUUCACUGCGUUGCUGGGCGAACCGGAAGCAAAGCAUUUGAUCGAGCUGCUCAAGUUGAGCGUGUUUGGGCGAACCGGUGCCGCCAGCACGUCGGAAACGAUCGCGAGCACGCUAAUUGCGCUGGCCAAGUCGAACACAACCAUCGCGAACAUGCUGAUCGAAACGUGCAUCACGGAGCUGGAGGAUCUGUGCACCUCGCGCCACUCGCUGGGCAAGCUGCCGAAGCCGGUGGUGCAGGAGACGAGCCAUCCCUACAUUGACGAUAUCAUACUUGUUGGACACGUGAAAAUUCCCGGUGCCGAAUCGCUUCGCAUCGAGUUUGACAGCCAGUGCUCUACGGAGCGCCGUAACGAUCCGCUAAUAAUUAUCGAUGGAUCGGGUAACGUGAUUGCGACACGGUCCGGCCGCGAGUACGCACAGUGGGCACAGGAAAUUCGCAUCCCGGGCGAUCAAAUGCGCUGGAAGUUUACCAGCGACAACUCCGUCAAUGGUUGGGGCUGGCGGUUCUACGUGCACGGCAUCAUGCCGGAGUCUUACCUGCAAGAGCUCGGCUCAGACCGCACCGUACUGUCGCAACCCUCGAUUGCGCUCGUCAUGGCACUGCUAGACUCGCUUCCCGUGCCCACCUCGAACGCGAGCAUUCUCGUACGGCUCACGUCGGCCCUGUCGCAGUGCGCUCAGCUCAGCUCGCUGACGGUAGCGCAGCGUAUCUGGUCGUUGAAGAAGAUGCACCAGCUGCUAUGCAGCAACAGUGCCGCCCUGGCGAAGGACGGCUCCCGGCCAAUGGAUGCUGCCGUGACGGAGAUACUGACACCGCUCGUUCCUAUCAUACUGCGCCAGUACGAGUACGAAGAGCCGCAGGUGCGCAGUGGCAUCCAUCUGAUGCAUUCGGAGUACUUUAAAACGCUUGUUGCGCUGGCGUGCGAUAUGCACAUGGAUACGCUGCUACUGCCCGCGGCAGAUCCGCACCGUUGGGCCUGGUUCCGGCGCUAUUGUGCGGCGGUCCGCGUCGCCCAGGCACUCACCCGUCGUACGCAUCUGCCAUCCACGUUCUGUUUGGAGGUACGCAAGAAGCUUGCGGAAAUAGCGUCUCCAGCGACGCCCGCCCACACGUCGGUCAGCGCGGGUGCUAUCAGCCAAGCAAGCGGUGCUGGGGAUGGUUAUUCUUCGCUGAUCCAGCACACCUCGAGCCAUUCGAGCUUGCUCGGCCAGAGCCACCCGCUAGCGUUCGAGCUGACCAGCACGAUCAGCAGUAGCAGCACCACCACUAGCAGCAGCAGCACCGGCACAACCACCAUCACAGCGGGAAGCAGCGAAUCGUUGCCCGUGAACCCGACCGGCAGCGAGGUGACGAAGUAUCUGCACGAAGAUCACGCCUACUUCACACCGCAGUACGACUCGCAGCUGCUGCAGUGGUUCAACCGGCGGCCCGAGGAUUGGGCCUUCUCGUGGGGCGGUGCCAGCACAAUCUUCGGCUGGGGUCACAACCAUCGCGGCCAGCUCGGUGGGCUGGACGGAAGUCGCAUUAAAAAUCCAACCCCGUGCGAAGCGUUGAGCUUGCUGCGCCCGAUACAGAUUGCAGGCGGCGAACAGACACUGUACGCCGUCACGCCGGACGGGAAGCUGUACGCAACCGGGUACGGUGCGGGCGGUCGGCUGGGUGUCGGCGGAACGGAUUCCGUCACAACGCCCACGCUCGUCGAAUCGCUCCAGCAUGUGAUGAUCAAGAAGGUGGCGGUCAAUUCGGGCGGCAAGCACUGUCUGGCGCUGUCCUCCGACGGCGAGGUGUUCUCGUGGGGCGAAGGUGAAGAUGGCAAGCUGGGGCACGGCAAUCGGGACAGCUACGAUCGGCCGAAGCUGAUCGAAUCGCUGUCCGGGAUCGGCGUGGUGGACAUUGCGUGCGGCAGUGCGCACUCCGCGUGCAUCACCAUACAGGGCCACGUGCUGACGUGGGGCAAGGGCCGGUACGGACGGCUGGGGCAUGGUGAUUCGGAGGACCAGCUGCAGCCGAAGCUGGUAGAAGCGCUGCUCGGGUACCGGGCGAUCGACAUCGCUUGCGGGUCGGGUGACGCCCAAACGCUCUGCAUCACGGACGACGACAACGUGUGGAGCUGGGGCGACGGAGACUACGGCAAGCUGGGACGGGGCGGAUCCGACGGCUGCAAGGUGCCGAUGAAGAUCGAAAGCCUGGCCGGGCUGGGCGUGACCAAGGUGGAGUGCGGCUCGCAGUUUUCGGUCGCGCUGACCCGCUCGGGCAGCGUGUACACCUGGGGCAAGGGCGACUACCAUCGGCUGGGCCACGGCAACACGGACCACGUGCGGCGGCCGAAGAAGGUGGCCGCACUGCAGGGCAAGAAGAUCAUCUCGAUCGCUACCGGAUCGUUGCACUGCGUCGCCUGCAGCGACACGGGCGAAGUGUUCACCUGGGGUGACAACGACGAGGGCCAGCUGGGCGAUGGGACGGUGUCGGCCAUACAGCGGCCCCGGCUGGUGCAGUCGCUGCAGGGCAAGCACAUCGUGAAGGUGAUUUGCGGUUCCGCACACACGCUUGCCCUGUCGACGUACCAGCUGAGUGAAGCGGUUCGACCGCCGCCAUCGCCCCCGCUGGAGUACGAUCUCGUGCGCGACAUUGCGCCGGAAGUGCUGCACGCUCGGCUGGUGCUGCUGCACCACUUCUCCGAGCUGCUGUGCCCGUGUCUGGCGAUGCUGCCGAUUGCGGGCCCGCUCUCGCUUGCCUCGCUGAAGGACGUGCUGGUGUACUCGAUCAAGGAGACCGGCUUCCGGAAGGUGAUCCAGACGACGAUGGUGCGCGACAAACCGCACGGGCCCGUCAUCGAGCUGAACCGCAUCCAGGUGAAGCGGUCGCGCAUGCGCUCCGGCAACGGGCUGGCCGGCGUGGACGGCAUGAAGAGCGUUUUCGGCCAGAUGGUGCAGAAGCUACCGCUGCUGACACAGGAAGCCCUGUCCAUGCCGCAUCGCGUUUGGAAGGUGAAGUUUGUGGGCGAAAGUGUGGACGAUUGUGGCGGCGGUUUCAGCGAAUCGAUUGCGGAGAUGUGCGACGAGCUGCAGAACGGUAGCGUGCCGUUGCUGAUACAAACACCGAACGGGCGGGGUGAGGCAGGCGCCAACAGGGACUGCUUUUUGCUCGACCCAACGCUCACCUCCGUGCUGCACAUGAACAUGUUCCGGUUUUUGGGUGUGCUGAUGGGGAUAGCCGUGCGUACGGGAUCGCCGUUGAGUUUGAAUCUUGCGGAACCCGUGUGGCGUCAACUGUGCGGAGAAACGUUACGUCCAGCCGAUCUAACCGAGGUAGAUCGGGACUAUAUCACGGGACUGCUGUACAUUCGCGACGUGGAAAGCGACCCGAAAGUGUUUGCCUCGAUCGAGCUGCCCUUCUCAACGCCGUCUGCCAAAGGACACGAAGUUCCACUGUCUACUAAAUAUACAAAAAUAACGCCCGAAAAUCGCAACGAGUACGUGAAGCUUGCCCUCAACUAUCGCAUCCACGAGUUCGACGAGCAGGUCAAAGCCGUCCGGGACGGCAUGUCCAAGGUAAUCCCAGUGCCGCUACUGUCGCUCUUUUCCGCCGCCGAGCUGCAGGCGAUGGUCUGCGGUUCGCCCGACAUUCCACUCUGCCUGCUGAAAACGGUCGCCACGUACAAGGGCGUCGAGUCGACCUCCCCGCUCGUGCAGUGGUUCUGGGAGGUGAUGGAAGAGUUCACCAACCAGGAGCGAUCGCUGUUUCUGCGCUUCGUCUGGGGCCGCACGCGCCUGCCCCGCACCAUUGCCGAUUUUCGUGGCCGCGACUUUGUGCUGCAGGUGCUGGACAAGUACAACCCGCCCGACCACUUCCUGCCCGAAAGCUAUACCUGCUUUUUCCUGCUAAAAAUGCCUCGCUACUCCUGCAAGGCUGUUUUGCAGGAGAAGCUCAAGUACGCGAUUUACUUCUGCAAAAGCAUCGAUACGGACGAGUACGCGCGGGUCGCGAUGGGCGAUCCGACCGAAGCGACCGGCAGCGAGGACAACAGCGACAUCGAGUCGGUACUGUUUUAACUUCCGCUCGGCGAGAAGAAGGAAAUCGUACCCCCCAGCCCCCCACAAGUGCGUGCUGAACACGUGUCGGCCGACACAACCGUGCCUCACACAUUCUCCUAGGAGCUUACUCGACUGAUUAAAUUGGACUGAGACGCAAUCCGUGCAUCACACGCGUGUGUUCAUUCAGGAAACAAACACAAAAACCCGCAGCAGGAGGUAAAUCAUGAUGAUCUCCAUUAGCAAGCUGGCUGUUACUUCAUUAGCUUCUCGUUGCAUCCUCUCCCUGUUUACAUAAGGGGGACAACAAUAGAGAGCGAGAAUGUAAACGAGUACGUACGUAUGUUCGCGCCCCUUCUACAAAAUAAGAGUGCUCUCGUUUGAACAUGCGGAUCUAGCUUAUGUGGAAAAUUGAUUUCGAUUCCCUCUUCUCUAUCUAUCUCUUGUACUAGCCAGAGCAACCGCAAUCCCUUUAUUCCCCCUAACAUUCCAGUAGCUGCUAUCCACAGUGUGUUGGGCAAUCAGAGCAAAAAAGAGUAACAUUUCAUUGGUGUAGACCGAUUAAACUAGCACUUAAAUAGUAGUCACACACACCCAUACCCAUACCCAUAUACAACAACGGUAGCACACUUUGUAGCGAAGGUGCGAAUAGAGAUUAUAUGUUUGUUAUCGAAAGGAUGCUCUAUCAAGUCACGGCUAUGUUUGUAAACGAUGUGAGCGGAAGGAUACUCCCUUUCUCCCUAGUCCAUGUGCGAGUUGGUGGCCGAGAAGGAAUGGUUAAGAUUUGUUGAAGCAAUAGAGAAUUUAAUAGUCGGAAAGGAGGUAAACCACACGGUGCAUGCGCAUUGUUUAGCAGCAGCAGCCUGUAGAUUACGUGCAGCUGGUCGAUCUCUCUUUUCGUAUGUGUUGGUGCGUCUGUCACGCCUACUAAGAUAAUCAAAACUAACUGCAACCAUUACUAACAGUGGAAGAUUAUUUCCAACGCAAUUUAAUGCCCAGCGUGCCCAACUACUAACAAGCAAAAAGAGCAAACGUUUGGUGAAGCACUGUUAAUGUUUUGGUAGCGAAGUCUGGCUUUGAAUAUAGCACAGAUACCGUAAUCGCAAUUGAACAGUUGCUUUGUGUGCUUAUCACGCACCAACACUUUUGAAUUCAAUAAUUCGAUAAUGAAAAUUAGCUCGUACAAAGGAAGAUACUGGGUUUUCCAAGAGUUCUCAUGGUUGUGGGACACUCCUUUGACUCUUUCUUAUUGGAAAUGAACUUCAUUGGUUGGAAAUUGCACUCUAUUUGACAUUCCUAUUGGAUAUGCCCAACAAGCGUGCUAUAGAGUCCAAUUACCAUUACAUGAAAUUCAUUUCACGCAAGCAGGAGUCAAUAAAGUGUCCCACAGCUAUGAGAACUCCAGGAAAACCCUAUAAAGAAAAAAACGCUUUCUUUUGCACUGGAAUUAGCCUACACAGAUUGCAAAGUGCUAGAUUUACUUGCGAUUAAGGCUCAUCAGUACUCAUCAGUACUCAACUGCUAUCAAACGUUUAGCGCGUACACGCCCCACGCUCCAUGUUAAUUGUAGGUUUUGCACUUUGCAAGUAAAGAUAGCCGAUAGACCGAUAUGCAACCAAAAAAAAUGGAGCAGGAACUAAAACCCGAAGAAUUAUAAAAGCAUACAAGCUAAACAACAUUACAGACGAUGGCAAUUAUUCAUUAGCGUUCACAACAAAAAGGUAGUGUGUUAGCAGUAGCAUAUAUUAGUAGCCAUUCUGCGGUUGGGCUAAAAAGCGCGGGGGGGGGGAAAGGAUUAAACAUCACCCGCCAAGUGUAGUUCGCUAGACACCACCCUAGCUGUGCUUAGGACAUUAGGAACGGGCCGCUAGUGGAAAACUAGUUAGCGGGCAUGUGUGUAUUAGCUGUUAUAAACAGAAAGGCGACCUAAAAACAAUGCACUAGCGUGCAAUUUGCAUCAGUAUAAGUUAGGCCACUCUAACUGCUAAGAGUAAUUUAUUUUUAUUUAUUUAUUUUCAUUCGUUAGGCCCAUUUCACUCAUACUGCAUUGCUUCGCCAGUGCAUUACUGCGUUCGAUAGGCAAUGGUUUCACAUUUCGGGGGAUCUAGCUAUAGCGGAGGGGUUGUUGUAGCACAACACACGUGUGAAAUUCCAUCCAACCAACAAACAAACAAACAAAAGAACGGAUUAGUGUUAAACGGACGGAUCCAAGAGGAUGUUAUUAUUGACUGCACUCGCUUUACACACGCCUUGUAUUUGUACGUUAUUUCUACCAGAGACAUAUAAUAAUAUGUAAUGCAAGUGCAAAACUACCCGCGCCGUUCCCACAGCCCCCUGGGAGGUACCCCUCCUCCCGCUGGUCUCACUAAUCCUACCAUUUCCCGGGGCACAGCAGCACUACUGUGAUUGAUGUUUUACUUUACGUUUCAUUUGCUUAAUGUGUUGUGUGUAUGUGUGUUGUUUGUCUGUGUUUUAACAACACUCAAACUCUAUCCCUCUAACUCUUUCUCUCUAUGUGUUUUUACUUCCGAUCCUAUCCUGCCGAUAUAAAGAAAAGUAAAGGGUAGUAAUUGGAGAGAUGGAGGUAAUGUGUACUACCCGAUUAUACCAUAUUGUGGAAAAUUAAGAAAUGAAAUCUCAAAAUAAACAAUCACUUCUAGAAUAUAGUUGUACCAUUUGCGUACGCGUAAGAAUAAAAUUGAA